This is a messenger RNA of Salvelinus namaycush (lake trout), 17810 nucleotides long. Its product is annotated as neuroblast differentiation-associated protein AHNAK-like. Gene Ontology annotation, cellular component: nucleus; costamere; cytoplasm. Gene Ontology annotation, biological process: regulation of RNA splicing. Gene Ontology annotation, molecular function: protein binding. Lineage: Eukaryota; Metazoa; Chordata; Actinopteri; Salmoniformes; Salmonidae. The coding region runs from base 1 to 16566 and encodes 5521 amino acids. The transcript has 14 exons. The record is from RefSeq and is a predicted model, not a curated record.
AUGGCUGAGGAGGAGGAAACCAGGGAGGUGCUCUUCUCUGACUGGUCGGGUCCAGAGAAACAGGGAAUGACCCUUGAGCAGUCAGGCGAAGGAGAGAUCUAUGUCAAAGAGGUGAAAAUGGAGUCGCCUGCUGGACGCACUGGAAGAGUACACGAGGGUGAUCAGAUUGUGGGCGCCACCAUCUACUUUGACAACAUGAGUUCCAAGGAGACGACGGAGCUCCUCAAGACCCUAAACAAACACAAGGUUGGUCUGAAACUACAGAACAAGGACAAGUCACCAUGCCGCUCCCCCAUGGGCACUCUGUCACCCUGCCGCUCCCCAAUGGGAACUCUGACGUAUGAAGGGAAGGGGAGGUUUGGAGGCUCCAGCCAAGACAGUAUCCUGAGUGGGGAUGAUGAAGAUUACAAGAGAAUAUUUUCCAAGAAGAUUAAGCCCCGGCUGAAGUCUGAGGAUCUGGCGGAGGGCGUGGACGUCCGUACGGAGCGUCACAGCAGCACCAGCACCGACGGCAGCACGAUCACCACCAUCACCCGUCGCAUCACUACCUACACUGUGGACAUGCCAGAGGGCGUGGACGAGCAGCUUGAUCUAACCAGCCCAGAGUUCAAAGGGCAACGGUACGAGCAGUCAGGAGGGGGCAGCUCCUCUCAAAUACGAGUUUUACACGGAAGCGGAAGCCCUUCAGGUAUAGGAGGUGGAUCGGAGGGGGGUGAUUUUGAACUAGGAGGUGAUGGUGUUUCUUUCACUGGGCCGGAUGUAACUAGCUCCUCUGAGAAGCACUGGAGCACUGGAGGGGUGAAGACCACCACUGUUACAAGGCAGAUAGAGGGGGGAGAUGGUGGAGCAGCAGGGAUCAGAUUCAAAGGAUCUAGCUUUGGGAUGCCCGGUACGAAGGGUCAGCGGGAGUUCGGCCUCUAUAGAGGGGGUGAGCAGGGAGACGGUAGCUUUCAGGUUUCAGGUGACUCAGCUGACUACCAGGCAGGAUCAGUCAAUGUCACGGUCCCUGGAAAAACAACAAAUAUUUCAUCCAGCUCCAUAUCAAUGGGUAAAGGGGAGGUGAGAGGAGUAGACGUUCAUUUGCCUGGUAGGGGCAGUGCAGACUGGCAGGGUAGGGCCGGAGGUUCAGUACCUGGAAUAACCAUUAGUGAUCAACAGAUGAGAGGGCCUGGGAGCAUAGGUCUCUCCAGAGGCAACCAGGGUGGGGUUUCCUUACCCAACAUGCCAGGCAUUGAUACAGGCUUGAAUGGGGGCAAGAUAUCAACAGACAUAAGAGCGCCAACACUUGACAUCAAUACCUCAGGCAUGAAGGAGUCUGGCUCAGUGCAAAUGUCUGUAAAAGAAACAACAAUGGAAAGCAAACUCAAAGGUGGCAUCAAAAUGCCAUCAUUUGGACUGAACACUGGAGGUGCAGACGGCGAUGGAGAUGUUAAACUACCGAAGGUAAAGGGUAGUGUAGAUGUUUCGGUACCCGGGGUAGAUGUAGAUUUAUCAGGCGCAUCUAUGAAUAUGAAAGGAGGAAAGACGAUAGGUGGUGUUUCCAUCAAAGCACCCAAAGUAGACAUUAAAGGUUCAGGUGUUGAUAUAGAAGGUCCAGAAGGCGGUUUCAAGAUACCCAAAGUAAAGAUACCAUCAUUUGGAGUUAGAGGAGCCGGACUUGAGGGUCCUGGUGUCGAUGUCAACCUACCAAAAGCUGACAUUGACAUCAAAGCUCCCAAAGUAGGCAUUGAAGGUCCAGAUGUUGACAUUGAAGGUUCAGGAGGAUUUAAGAUGCCAAAGAUGAAGAUGCCCUCAUUUGGAAUCAAAGGAUCUAAAUUGGAGGGUCCAGAUAUUGAUGUCAACCUACCAAAAGCUGACAUUGACAUCAAGGCUCCCAAUGUUGACAUUAAAGGUCCAUCAAUAUCAGGACCAAAGAUCUCAAUGCCCGAUGUGGACUUCAAUCUGAAAGGCCCAAAGGUGAAGGGAGAUUUGGGUAUGUCAGGAGACCUCAAAGCACCCAAAGUAGGCAUUGAAGGUCCAGAUGUUGACAUUGAAGGUUCAGGAGGAUUUAAGAUGCCAAAGAUGAAGAUGCCCUCAUUUGGAAUCAAAGGAUCUAAAUUGGAGGGUCCAGAUAUUGAUGUCAACCUACCAAAAGCUGACAUUGACAUCAAGUCUCCCAAAGUUGACAUUAAAGGUCCAUCAAUAUCAGGACCAAAGAUCUCAAUGCCCGAUGUAGACUUCAAUCUUAAAGGCCCAAAGGUGAAGGGAGAUUUGGGUAUGUCAGGAGACCUCAAAGCACCCAAAGUAGGCAUUGAAGGUCCAGAUGUUGACAUUGAAGGUUCAGGAGGAUUUAAGAUGCCAAAGAUGAAGAUGCCCUCAUUUGGAAUCAAAGGAUCUAAAUUGGAGGGUCCAGAUAUUGAUGUCAACCUACCAAAAGCUGACAUUGACAUCAAGUCUCCCAAAGUUGACAUUAAAGGUCCAUCAAUAUCAGGACCAAAGAUCUCAAUGCCCGAUGUAGACUUCAAUCUUAAAGGCCCAAAGGUGAAGGGAGAUUUGGGUAUGUCAGGAGACCUCAAAGCACCCAAAGUAGGCAUUGAAGGUCCAGAUGUUGACAUUGAAGGUUCAGGAGGAUUUAAGAUGCCAAAGAUGAAGAUGCCCUCAUUUGGAAUCAAAGGAUCUAAAUUGGAGGGUCCAGAUAUUGAUGUCAACCUACCAAAAGCAGACAUUGACAUCAAGGCUCCCAACGUUGACAUUAAAGGUCCAUCAAUAUCAGGACCAAAGAUCUCAAUGCCCGAUGUGGACUUCAAUCUGAAAGGCCCAAAGGUGAAGGGAGAUUUGGGUAUGUCAGGAGACCUCAAAGCACCCAAAGUAGGCAUUGAAGGUCCAGAUGUUGACAUUGAAGGUUCAGGAGGAUUUAAGAUGCCAAAGAUGAAGAUGCCCUCAUUUGGAAUCAAAGGACCCAAAGUUGAGGGAGAUUUUGAUGUCAACCUACCUAAAGGUGACAUUGACAUCAAGGGACCUAAUGUUAACAUCAAAGGUCCAGAACUUGACUUCGAAGGCCCUGAUGGGAAAAUCAAGAAUCCAAAAUUCAAGAUGCCAUCAAUGUCAGGCCCAAACAUCUCAAUGCCUGAUAUGGACAUCAAUCUGAAAGGUCCAAAGGUGAAGGGAGAUGUGUCAGUGCCAAAGCUGGAAGGAGACAUCAAGGCUCCCAAAGUUGACAUUAAAGCACCCAAAGUAGACAUUGAAGGUCCAGAUGUUGACAUUGAAGGUUCAGGAGGAUUUAAGAUGCCAAAGAUGAAGAUGCCCUCAUUUGGAAUCAAAGGAUCUAAAUUGGAGGGUCCAGAUAUUGAUUUCAACCUACCAAAAGCUGACAUUGACAUCAAGGCUCCCAACGUUGACAUUAAAGGUCCAUCAAUAUCAGGACCAAAGAUCUCAAUGCCCGAUGUGGACUUCAAUCUGAAAGGCCCAAAGGUGAAGGGAGAUUUGGGUAUGUCAGGAGACCUCAAAGCACCCAAAGUAGGCAUUGAAGGUCCAGAUGUUGACAUUGAAGGUUCAGGAGGAUUUAAGAUGCCAAAGAUGAAGAUGCCCUCAUUUGGAAUCAAAGGAUCUAAAUUGGAGGGUCCAGAUAUUGAUGUCAACCUACCAAAAGCUGACAUUGACAUCAAGUCUCCCAAAGUUGACAUUAAAGGUCCAUCAAUAUCAGGACCAAAGAUCUCAAUGCCCGAUGUAGACUUCAAUCUUAAAGGCCCAAAGGUGAAGGGAGAUUUGGGUAUGUCAGGAGACCUCAAAGCACCCAAAGUAGGCAUUGAAGGUCCAGAUGUUGACAUUGAAGGUUCAGGAGGAUUUAAGAUGCCAAAGAUGAAGAUGCCCUCAUUUGGAAUCAAAGGAUCUAAAUUGGAGGGUCCAGAUAUUGAUGUCAACCUACCAAAAGCUGACAUUGACAUCAAGGCUCCCAACGUUGACAUUAAAGGUCCAUCAAUAUCAGGACCAAAGAUCUCAAUGCCCGAUGUGGACUUCAAUCUGAAAGGCCCAAAGGUGAAGGGAGAUUUGGGUAUGUCAGGAGACCUCAAAGCACCCAAAGUAGGCAUUGAAGGUCCAGAUGUUGACAUUGAAGGUUCAGGAGGAUUUAAGAUGCCAAAGAUGAAGAUGCCCUCAUUUGGAAUCAAAGGAUCUAAAUUGGAGGGUCCAGAUAUUGAUUUCAACCUACCAAAAGCUGACAUUGACAUCAAGGCUCCCAACGUUGACAUUAAAGGUCCAUCAAUAUCAGGACCAAAGAUCUCAAUGCCCGAUGUGGACUUCAAUCUGAAAGGCCCAAAGGUGAAGGGAGAUUUGGGUAUGUCAGGAGACCUCAAAGCACCCAAAGUAGACAUUGAAGGUCCAGAUGUUGACAUUGAAGGUUCAGGAGGAUUUAAGAUGCCAAAGAUGAAGAUGCCCUCAUUUGGAAUCAAAGGAUCUAAAUUGGAGGGUCCAGAUAUUGAUGUCAACCUACCAAAAGCUGACAUUGACCUCAAGGCCCCCAACGUUGACAUUAAAGGUCCAUCAAUAUCAGGACCAAAGAUCUCAAUGCCCGAUGUGGACUUCAAUCUGAUAGGCCCAAAGGGGAAGGGAGAUUUGGGUAUGUCAGGAGACCUCAAAGCACCCAAAAUAGACAUUGAAGGUCCAGAUGUUGACAUUGAAGGUUCAGGAGGAUUUAAGAUGCCAAAGAUGAAAAUGCCCUCAUUUGGAAUCAAAGGAUCUAAAUUGGAGGGUCCAGAUAUUGAUGUCAACCUACCAAAAGCUGACAUUGACAUCAAGGCUCCCAAAGUUGAUAUUAAAGGUCCAUCAUUAUCAGGACCAAAGAUCUCAAUGCCCGAUGUAGACUUCAAUCUUAAAGGCCCAAAGGUGAAGGGAGAUUUGGGUAUGUCAGGAGACCUCAAAGCACCCAAAGUAGGCAUUGAAGGUCCAGAUGUUGACAUUGAAGGUUCAGGAGGAUUUAAGAUGCCAAAGAUGAAGAUGCCCUCAUUUGGAAUCAAAGGACCCAAAGUUGAGGGAGAUGUUGAUGUCAACCUACCUAAAGGUGACAUUGACAUCAAGGGACCUAAUGUUAACAUCAAAGGUCCAGAACUUGACUUCGAAGGCCCUGAUGGGAAAAUCAAGGGUCCAAAAUUCAAGAUGCCAUCAAUGUCAGGCCCAAACAUCUCAAUGCCUGAUAUGGACAUCAAUCUGAAAGGUCCAAAGGUGAAGGGAGAUGUGUCAGUGCCAAAGCUGGAAGGAGACAUCAAGGCUCCCAAAGUUGACAUUAAAGGUCCAUCAAUAUCAGGACCAAAGAUCUCAAUGCCCGAUGUAGACUUCAAUCUUAAAGGCCCAAAGGUGAAGGGAGAUGUGUCAGUGCCAAAGCUGGAAGGAGACAUCAAGGCUCCCAAAGUUGACAUUAAAGGUCCAUCAAUAUCAGGACCAAAGAUCUCAAUGCCCGAUGUGGACUUCAAUCUGAAAGGCCCAAAGGUGAAGGGAGAUGUGUCAGUGCCAAAGCUGGAAGGAGACAUCAAGGCUCCCAAAGUUGACAUUAAAGGUCCAUCAAUAUCAGGACCAAAGAUCUCAAUGCCAGAUGUAGACUUCAAUCUUAAAAGCCCAAAGGUGAAGGGAGAUUUGGGUAUGUCAGGAGACCUCAAAGCACCCAAAGUAGGCAUUGAAGGUCCAGAUGUUGACAUUGAAGGUUCAGGAGGAUUUAAGAUGCCAAAGAUGAAGAUGCCCUCAUUUGGAAUCAAAGGAUCUAAAUUGGAGGGACCAAAGAUCUCAAUGCCCGAUGUGGACUUCAAUCUGAAAGGCCCAAAGGUGAAGGGAGAUUUGGGUAUGUCAGGAGACCUCAAAGCACCCAAAGUAGACAUUGAAGGUCCAGAUGUUGACAUUGAAGGUUCAGGAGGAUUUAAGAUGCCAAAGAUGAAGAUGCCCUCAUUUGGAAUCAAAGGACCCAAAGUUGAGGGAGAUGUUGAUGUCAACCUACCUAAAGGUGACAUUGACAUCAAGGGACCUAAUGUUAACAUCAAAGGUCCAGAACUUGACUUCGAAGGCCCUGAUGGGAAAAUCAAGGGUCCAAAAUUCAAGAUGCCAUCAAUGUCAGGCCCAAACAUCUCAAUGCCUGAUAUGGACAUCAAUCUGAAAGGUCCAAAGGUGAAGGGAGAUGUGUCAGUGCCAAAGCUGGAAGGAGACAUCAAGGCUCCCAAAGUUGACAUUAAAGGUCCAUCAAUAUCAGGACCAAAGAUCUCAAUGCCCGAUGUAGACUUCAAUCUUAAAGGCCCAAAGGUGAAGGGAGAUUUGGGUAUGUCAGGAGACCUCAAAGCACCCAAAGUAGGCAUUGAAGGUCCAGAUGUUGACAUUGAAGGUUCAGGAGGAUUUAAGAUGCCAAAGAUGAAGAUGCCCUCAUUUGGAAUCAAAGGAUCUAAAUUGGAGGGUCCAGAUAUUGAUGUCAACCUACCAAAAGCUGACAUUGACAUCAAGGCUCCCAACGUUGACAUUAAAGGUCCAUCAAUAUCAGGACCAAAGAUCUCAAUGCCCGAUGUGGACUUCAAUCUGAAAGGCCCAAAGGUGAAGGGAGAUUUGGGUAUGUCAGGAGACCUCAAAGCACCCAAAGUAGGCAUUGAAGGUCCAGAUGUUGACAUUGAAGGUUCAGGAGGAUUUAAGAUGCCAAAGAUGAAGAUGCCCUCAUUUGGAAUCAAAGGAUCUAAAUUGGAGGGACCAAAGAUCUCAAUGCCCGAUGUAGACUUCAAUCUUAAAGGCCCAAAGGUGAAGGGAGAUUUGGGUAUGUCAGGAGACCUCAAAGCACCCAAAGUAGGCAUUGAAGGUCCAGAUGUUGACAUUGAAGGUUCAGGAGGAUUUAAGAUGCCAAAGAUGAAGAUGCCCUCAUUUGGAAUCAAAGGAUCUAAAUUGGAGGGUCCAGAUAUUGAUGUCAACCUACCAAAAGCUGACAUUGACAUCAAGGCUCCCAACAUCUCAAUGCCCGAUGUGGACUUCAAUCUGAAAGGCCCAAAGGUGAAGGGAGAUUUGGGUAUGUCAGGAGACCUCAAAGCACCCAAAGUAGGCAUUGAAGGUCCAGAUGUUGACAUUGAAGGUUCAGGAGGAUUUAAGAUGCCAAAGAUGAAGAUGCCCUCAUUUGGAAUCAAAGGAUCUAAAUUGGAGGGUCCAGAUAUUGAUGUCAACCUACCAAAAGCUGACAUUGACAUCAAGUCUCCCAAAGUUGACAUUAAAGGUCCAUCAAUAUCAGGACCAAAGAUCUCAAUGCCCGAUGUAGACUUCAAUCUUAAAGGCCCAAAGGUGAAGGGAGAUUUGGGUAUGUCAGGAGACCUCAAAGCACCCAAAGUAGGCAUUGAAGGUCCAGAUGUUGACAUUGAAGGUUCAGGAGGAUUUAAGAUGCCAAAGAUGAAGAUGCCCUCAUUUGGAAUCAAAGGAUCUAAAUUGGAGGGUCCAGAUAUUGAUGUCAACCUACCAAAAGCUGACAUUGACAUCAAGGCUCCCAACGUUGACAUUAAAGGUCCAUCAAUAUCAGGACCAAAGAUCUCAAUGCCCGAUGUGGACUUCAAUCUGAAAGGCCCAAAGGUGAAGGGAGAUUUGGGUAUGUCAGGAGACCUCAAAGCACCCAAAGUAGGCAUUGAAGGUCCAGAUGUUGACAUUGAAGGUUCAGGAGGAUUUAAGAUGCCAAAGAUGAAGAUGCCCUCAUUUGGAAUCAAAGGACCCAAAGUUGAGGGAGAUGUUGAUGUCAACCUACCUAAAGGUGACAUUGACAUCAAGGGACCUAAUGUUAACAUCAAAGGUCCAGAACUUGACUUCGAAGGCCCUGAUGGGAAAAUCAAGAGUCCAAAAUUCAAGAUGCCAUCAAUGUCAGGCCCAAACAUCUCAAUGCCUGAUAUGGACAUCAAUCUGAAAGGUCCAAAGCUGAAGGGAGAUGUGUCAGUGCCAAAGCUGGAAGGAGACAUCAAGGCUCCCAAAGUUGACAUUAAAGCACCCAAAGUAGGCAUUGAAGGUCCAGAUGUUGACAUUGAAGGUUCAGGAGGAUUUAAGAUGCCAAAGAUGAAGAUGCCCUCAUUUGGAAUCAAAGGAUCUAAAUUGGAGGGUCCAGAUAUUGAUGUCAACCUACCAAAAGCUGACAUUGACAUCAAGGCUCCCAACGUUGACAUUAAAGGUCCAUCAAUAUCAGGACCAAAGAUCUCAAUGCCCGAUGUGGACUUCAAUCUGAAAGGCCCAAAGGUGAAGGGAGAUGUGGGUAUGUCAGGAGACCUCAAAGCACCCAAAGUAGGCAUUGAAGGUCCAGAUGUUGACAUUGAAGGUUCAGGAGGAUUUAAGAUGCCAAAGAUGAAGAUGCCUUCAUUUGGAAUCAAAGGAUCUAAUUUGGAGGGUCCAGAUAUUGAUGUCAACCUACCAAAAGCUGACAUUGACAUCAAGGCUCCCAAAGUUGACAUUAAAGGUCCAUCAAUAUCAGGACCAAAGAUCUCAAUGCCCGAUGUGGACUUCAAUCUGAAAGGCCCAAAGGUGAAGGGAGAUUUGGGUAUGUCAGGAGACCUCAAAGCACCCAAAGUAGGCAUUGAAGGUCCAGAUGUUGACAUUGAAGGUUCAGGAGGAUUUAAGAUGCCAAAGAUGAACAUGCCUUCAUUUGGAAUCAAAGGAUCUAAUUUGGAGGGUCCAGAUAUUGAUGUCAACCUACCAAAAGCUGACAUUGACAUCAAGGCUCCCAAAGUUGACAUUAAAGGUCCAUCAAUAUCAGGACCAAAGAUCUCAAUGCCCGAUGUGGACUUCAAUCUGAAAGGCCCAAAGGUAAAGGGAGAUUUGGGUAUGUCAGGAGACCUCAAAGCACCCAAAGUAGGCAUUGAAGGUCCAGAUGUUGACAUUGAAGGAUCUAAUUUGGAGGGUCCAGAUAUUGAUGUCAACCUACCAAAAGCUGACUUUGACAUCAAGGCUCCCAAAGUUGAUAUUAAAGGUCCAUCAUUAUCAGGACCAAAGAUCUCAAUGCCCGAUGUGGACUUCAAUGUAAAAGGGCCGAAGGUGAAGGGAGAGGUGGAUGUGUCAUUGCCAAAGAUAAAAGGAGACCUCAAAGCACCCAAAGUAGACAUUGAAGGACCAGAUGUUGACAUUGAAGGUUCAGGUGGAAUUAAAAUGCCAAAGAUGAAGAUGCCCCCUAAAGUCAAAGGAUCCAAAUUCAAAAUGCCUAAAUUUGGAUUCAAAAGCCCCAAGGUAGAGAUACCAGAUGUAGAUAUUAACCUUCCUAAAGCUGACAUUGACUUCAAGGGACCCAGUGUCGAUAUUAAAGGUCCUCAUAUUGACAUUGAAAGUCCUGAUGGCAAAAUCAAGGGCCCAAAAAACAAGAUGCCAACAAUAUCAGGACCAAAGGUCUCCAUGCCUGAUGUGGAUUUCAACCUAAAAGGUCCAAAGAUGAAAGGAGAUAUCAAUAUACCAGUCCCCAAGAUCGAAGGAGACUUCAAAGGUCCAAACCUAGACAUGGAAGGUCCAGAUGGAAACCUCAAAGCACCCAAAGUAGACAUUGAAGGUCCAGAUGUUGACAUUGAAGGUUCAGGAGGAUUUAAGAUGCCAAAGAUGAAGAUGCCCUCAUUUGGAAUCAAAGGACCCAAACUGGAGGGGCCAGAUGUUGAUGUCAACCUACCUAAAGCUGACAUUGACAUCAAAGCUCCCAAAAUUGAUAUUAAAGGUCCAGAACUUGACAUUGAAGGUCCAGAUGGUAAAAUCAAAGGGCCGAAAUUCAAGAUGCCAUCCAUAUCAGGCCCAAACAUCUCAAUGCCUGACAUGGACUUCAAUCUGAAAGGCCCAAAGGUGAAAGGAGAUUUGGAUAUGUCAGGAAACCUCAAAGCACCCAAAGUAGACAUUGAAGGUCCAGAUGUUGACAUUGAAGGUUCAGGAGGAUUUAAGAUGCCAAAGAUGAAGAUGCCCUCAUUUGGAAUCAAAGGACCCAAACUGGAGGGGCCAGAUGUUGAUGUCAACCUACCUAAAGCUGACAUUGACAUCAAAGCUCCCAAAAUUGACAUUGAAGGUCCAGAUAUUGACAUUGAAGGUCCAGAUGGUAAAAUCAAAGGGCCGAAAUUCAAGAUGCCAUCCAUAUCAGGACCAAACAUCUCAAUGCCUGACAUGGACUUCAACCUGAAAGGUCCAAAGCUGAAGGGAGAUUUGGAUAUGUCAGGAAACCUCAAAGCACCAAAAGUAGACAUUGAAGGUCCAGAUGUGGACAUUGAAGGUCCAGAUAUUGACAUUGAAGGUCCAGAUGGUAAGAUCAAAGGGCCGAAAUUCAAGAUGCCAUCCAUAUCAGGACCAAACAUCUCAAUGCCUGACAUGGACUUCAACCUGAAAGGUCCAAAGCUGAAGGGAGAUUUGGAUAUGUCAGGAAACCUCAAAGCACCAAAAGUAGACAUUGAAGGUCCAGAUGUUGACAUUGAAGGUUCAGGAGGAUUUAAGAUGCCAAAGAUGAAGAUGCCCUCAUUUGGAUUCAAAGGACCCAAACUGGAGGGGCCAGAUAUUGAUGUCAACCUACCUAAAGCUGACAUUGACAUCAAAGCUCCCAAAAUUGAUAUUAAAGGUCCAGAACUUGACAUUGAAGGUCCAGAUGGUAAAAUCAAAGGGCCGAAAUUCAAGAUGCCAUCAAUAUCAGGACCAAACAUCUCAAUGCCUGACAUGGACUUCAACCUGAAAGGUCCAAAGCUGAAGGGAGAUUUGGAUAUGUCAGGAAACCUCAAAGCACCAAAAGUAGACAUUGAAGGUCCAGAUGUGGACAUUGAAGGUUCAGGAGGAUUUAAGAUGCCAAAGAUGAAGAUGCCUUCAUUUGGAAUCAAAGGACCCAAAGUUGAGGGAGAUUUUGAUGUCAAUCUACCUAAAGGCGACAUUGACAUUGAAGGUCCAGAUAUUGACAUUGAAGGUCCAGAUGGUAAAAUCAAAGGGCCGAAAUUCAAGAUGCCAUCAAUGUCUGGACCAAAGAUCUCUAUGCCUGAUGUGGACUUCAACCUGAAAGGUCCAAAGCUGAAGGGUGAUUUGGAUAUGUCAGGAGACAUCAAAGCACCCAAAGUAGACAUUGAAGCACCAAAAGUAGACAUUGAAGGUCCAGAUGUUGACAUUGAAGGUUCAGGAGGAUUUAAGAUGCCAAAGAUGAAGAUGCCCUCAUUUGGAUUCAAAGGACCCAAACUUGAGGGGCCAGAUAUUGAUGUCAACCUACCUAAAGCUGACAUUGACAUCAAAGCUCCCAAAAUUGAUAUUAAAGGUCCAGAACUUGACAUUGAAGGUCCAGAUGGUAAAAUCAAAGGGCCGAAAUUCAAGAUGCCGUCCAUAUCAGGACCAAACAUCUCAAUGCCUGACAUGGACUUCAACCUGAAAGGUCCAAAGCUGAAGGGAGAUUUGGAUAUGUCAGGAAACCUCAAAGCACCAAAAGUAGACAUUGAAGGUCCAGAUGUUGACAUUGAAGGUUCAGGAGGAUUUAAGAUGCCAAAGAUGAAGAUGCCCUCAUUUGGAUUCAAAGGACCCAAAGUUGAGGGAGAUUUUGAUGUCAAUCUACCUAAAGGCGACAUUGACAUUGAAGGUCCAGAUGUUGACAUUGAAGGUCCAGAUGGUAAAAUCAAAGGGCCGAAAUUCAAGAUGCCAUCAAUGUCUGGACCAAAGAUCUCUAUGCCUGAUGUGGACUUCAACCUGAAAGGUCCAAAGCUGAAGGGAGAUUUGGAUAUGUCAGGAAACCUCAAAGCACCAAAAGUAGGUGUUGAAGGUCCAGAUGUUGACAUUGAAGGAUCAGGAGGAUUUAAGAUGCCAAAGAUGAAGAUGCCCUCAUUUGGAUUCAAAGGACCCAAAGUUGAGGGAGAUUUUGAUGUCAAUCUACCUAAAGGCGACAUUGACAUUGAAGGUCCAGAUAUUGACAUUGAAGGUCCAGAUGGUAAAAUCAAAGGGCCGAAAUUCAAGAUGCCAUCAAUGUCUGGACCAAAGAUCUCUAUGCCUGAUGUGGACUUCAACCUUAAAGGCCCAAAGGUGAAGGGAGAUUUGGGUAUGUCAGGAGACCUCAAAGCACCAAAAGUAGACAUUGAAGGUCCAGAUGUUGACAUUGAAGGUUCAGGAGGAUUUAAGAUGCCAAAGAUGAAGAUGCCCUCAUUUGGAUUCAAAGGACCCAAACUUGAGGGGCCAGAUAUUGAUGUCAACCUACCUAAAGCUGACAUUGACAUCAAAGCUCCCAAAAUUGAUAUUAAAGGUCCAGAACUUGACAUUGAAGGUCCAGAUGGUAAAAUCAAAGGGCCGAAAUUCAAGAUGCCGUCCAUAUCAGGACCAAACAUCUCAAUGCCUGACAUGGACUUCAACCUGAAAGGUCCAAAGCUGAAGGGAGAUUUGGAUAUGUCAGGAAACCUCAAAGCACCAAAAGUAGACAUUGAAGGUCCAGAUGUUGACAUUGAAGGUCCAGAUGUUGACAUUGAAGGUCCAGAUGGUAAAAUCAAAGGGCCGAAAUUCAAGAUGCCAUCAAUGUCUGGACCAAAGAUCUCUAUGCCUGAUGUGGACUUCAACCUGAAAGGUCCAAAGGUGAAGGGAGAUUUGGAUAUGUCAGGAGACCUCAAAGCACCAAAAGUAGACAUUGAAGGUCCAGAUGUUGACAUUGAAGGUUCAGGAGGAUUUAAGAUGCCAAAGAUGAAGAUGCCCUCAUUUGGAUUCAAAGGACCCAAACUUGAGGGUCCAGAUAUUGAUGUCAACCUACCUAAAGCUGACAUUGACAUCAAAGCUCCCAAAAUUGAUAUUAAAGGUCCAGAACUUGACAUUGAAGGUCCAGAUGGUAAAAUCAAAGGGCCGAAAUUCAAGAUGCCGUCCAUAUCAGGACCAAACAUCUCAAUGCCUGACAUGGACUUCAACCUGAAAGGUCCAAAGCUGAAGGGAGAUUUGGAUAUGUCAGGAAACCUCAAAGCACCAAAAGUAGACAUUGAAGGUCCAGAUGUUGACAUUGAAGGUUCAGGAGGAUUUAAGAUGCCAAAGAUGAAGAUGCCCUCAUUUGGAUUCAAAGGACCCAAAGUUGAGGGAGAUUUUGAUGUCAAACUACCUAAAGGCGACAUUGACAUUGAAAGUCCAGAUAUUGACAUUGAAGGUCCAGAUGGUAAAAUCAAAGGGCCGAAAUUCAAGAUGCCAUCAAUGUCUGGACCAAAGAUCUCUAUGCCUGAUGUGGACUUCAACCUGAAAGGUGCAAAGGUGAAAGGAGAUUUUGAUAUGUCAGGAGACCUCAAAGCACCCAAAGUAGACAUUGAAGGUCCAGAUGGUAAGAUCAAAGGGCCGAAAUUCAAGAUGCCAUCCAUAUCAGGACCAAACAUCUCAAUGCCUAACAUGGACUUCAACCUGAAAGGUCCAAAGCUGAAGGGAGAUUUGGAUAUGUCAGGAAACCUCAAAGCACCAAAAGUAGACAUUGAAGGUCCAGAUGUUGACAUUGAAGGUUCAGGAGGAUUUAAGAUGCCAAAGAUGAAGAUGCCCUCGUUUGGAUUCAAAGGACCCAAACUUGAGGGUCCAGAUAUUGAUGUCAACCUACCUAAAUCUGAUUUUGACAUCAAGGCUCCCAAAAUUGAUAUUAAAGGUCCAGAACUUGACAUUGAAGGUCCAGAUGGUAAAAUCAAAGGGCCGAAAUUCAAGAUGCCAUCCAUAUCAGGACCAAACAUCUCAAUGCCUGACAUGGACUUCAACCUGAAAAGUCCAAAGCUGAAGGGAGAUUUGGAUAUGUCAGGAAACCUCAAAGCACCAAAAGUAGACAUUGAAGGUCCAGAUGUUGACAUUGAAGGUUCAGGAGGAUUUAAGAUGCCAAAGAUGAAGAUGCCCUCAUUUGGAUUCAAAGGACCCAAAGUUGAGGGAGAUUUUGAUGUCAAUCUACCUAAAGGCGACAUUGACAUUGAAGGUCCAGAAAUUGACAUUGAAGGUCCAGAUGGUAAAAUCAAAGGGCCGAAAUUCAAGAUGCCAUCAAUAUCAGGACCAAACAUCUCAAUGCCUGACAUGGACUUCAACCUGAAAGGUCCAAAGCUGAAGGGAGAUUUGGAUAUGUCAGGAAACCUCAAAGCACCAAAAGUAGGUGUUGAAGGUCCAGAUGUUGACAUUGAAGGUUCAGGAGGAUUUAAGAUGCCAAAGAUGAAGAUGCCCUCAUUUGGAUUCAAAGGACCCAAAGUUGAGGGAGAUUUUGAUGUCAAACUACCUAAAGGUGACAUUGACAUUGAAGGUCCAGAAAUUGACAUUGAAGGUCCAGAUGGGAAAAUCAAAGGGUCGAAAUUCAAGAUGCCAUCAAUAUCUGGACCAAAGAUCUCUAUGCCUGAUGUGGACUUCAACCUGAAAGGUCCAAAGGUGAAGGGUGAUUUGGAUAUGUCAGGAGACCUCAAAGCACCCAAAGUAGACAUUGAAGGUCCAGAUGGUAAGAUCAAAGGGCCGAAAUUCAAGAUGCCAUCCAUAUCAGGACCAAACAUCUCAAUGCCUGACAUGGACUUCAACCUGAAAGGUCCAAAGCUGAAGGGAGAUUUGGGUAUGUCAGGAAACCUCAAAGCACCAAAAGUAGACAUUGAAGGUCCAGAUGUUGACAUUGAAGGUUCAGGAGGAUUUAAGAUGCCAAAUAUGAAGAUGCCCUCAUUUGGGUUCAAAGGACCCAAACUUGAGGGUCCAGAUAUUGAUUGCAACCUACCUAAAGGCGACAUUGACAUCAAGGCUCCCAAAGUUGACUUUAAAGGUCCGUCAAUGUCAGGACCAAAGAUCUCAAUGCCCGAUGUGGACUUCAAUCUGAAAGGCCCAAAGUUGAAGGGAGAUUUGGGUAUGUCAGGAGACCUCAAAGCACCCAAAGUAGGCAUUGAAGGUCCAGAUGUUGACAUUGAAGGUUCAGGAGGAUUUAAGAUGCCAAAGAUGAAGAUGCCCUCAUUUGGGUUCAAAGGACCCAAACUUGAGGGGCCAGAUAUUGAUUGCAACCUACCUAAAGCUGACUUAGACAUCAAGGGACCGAGUAUUGACAUUUCACGUCCAGAUCUCAACAUCAGAGGCCCUGAUGCAAAGUUGUCCGGUGGAUCCCUUGAUAUGGGAAGUCCCAGUUUCAGUAUUGACAAACCAGAUGUCAAGUUUCCAAAGUUCAAAGGUCCCACAUUUGGUAUUAGGUCACCUGAAGUUGAAGGACCUGAACUGAAUAUUUAUCAAGGAAAGAUGGAUGUGAAGGCACCUGAGGUUGACCUUAACCUAGGGGAUGCAAAUAUCAAAGGACCUAAAUUCAAGGCACCAAAGAUCCAUAUGGGAGGCAAGAGCCCCAAAUUAGAUGUUAAUUUGCCAGAGGUUGACAGUAGUCUAGAAGCCCCUGAUGUUGACGUUCAUGUCAAAGGAAAGAAAGGCAAAUUCAAACUACCCAAAAUCAAAGGGAAAGCAAAGAAACCUGAUGUUGAUAUUGACCUUGAAACUUCAGGUGUAGAUUUAGAUGUUGACUCUCCUGAGCUUCACCUGAAAGGAGCAAAAGUAAAGAAACCCUUCUUUGGAAAACUUCAUUUCCCCGAUGUGGAAUUUGAUGUAAAAUCUCCCAAAGUUAAAGGUGAUGGCUCUCUGUCUGGUGGCUUGUCAUCUGGGAGCCUACAAGCCAAUAUUGAGGCACCAGAUCUAAACGUGCAAGCCCCGGAUGUAAAAACUAAGUCUAACAUAAAAUUUCCAGGGAUGAAAAUCAAAGGGCCCCAGGUAAAUGUACCUGAUGUCGAUGUAAAUGUGAACAGGAAAAAUCUGAAAGGAGAGGCAAGCCUUUCAGGAGAUUUAAAAGGUCCUAAGAUAGAUAUUGGAGGAGUGGGAGGAGGAGUAGAUGUAGACUCAAAUGUUUCAGGAUACAGUGGACUACAUUUCCCAGAGGGACAUGUAUCAUUCCCCAAAAUCAAUGUUUCAAAGUACCAUGGACCAGAGAUGGGAGAAGAUGUUGAUGCAGGAGCAAGAGCAGGGGCAGGGGCAGCAGUGCGGGGUGGAAAGAUUGAUGUGCAGGCUCCUUCGGUUAGUGGUAGUUCUCCGAGCCUGGAGAUGCACAGUGGUGAGAAAGUAAAGGUCAAGAUGCCAAGGUUCGGUUUUGGCAAGUCUAAAGCAAAGGGAGGUAGUGCAGCGGAUCUUAGCUUCCAGGGGCCGGACGCAGAACUUGGAGCCGGUGGUCGUGGCGGCGUUAAGGGCUCCAAAGAGUUGAGUUUAAGUCAUGGGGAGUUAGUAAGUGGCAAGUUGUCAGUAGAGGGAGGAUCUGGGCUUAGUGUGUCCCCUAAGAGCAAGUCAGCCUCACUGGAUCUUUUUAAGAAAUCAAGGCAUCGGUCUUCCUCUGUGGCGAGUGACGAGGGAGAUCUGGCUGUGUCUUCCCCCUCAAGUCACUUAAGUGCUGAGGGUGGCGACAUCUCUGUAGAUGUUGGGAGGGCCAAGGUGAAAGGAAAGAAGUUAAAGUUUGGCACCUUUGGUGGUUUUGGCUCAAAGUCAAAGGGCUCAUAUGAAGUGCGACUGGGUGAAGAUAGUGAAGAGAGAGUUGAGGUAAGUGGUGUAUCUCUCCCCUCUAAAAAGUCUAGAAUCUCUUCAUCCUCCAGCAGCGACAGUGGGUCUAGAGGUGGUUUCCGUUUCCCAAAACUCGAGUUGUCUGUGUCACCAAAGAAAUGAUGAAUUGUGAGGAUAAUUAUAAACUACUACCCAAUUGUCUGUUCCAUGUACACAACACCCCUAUCUGCUCAAGUUUUUAAAACUUGACAGAUGAGUUCACAUCUCAUCUCAAUGUAACAUUACGUGUGUGUUAUUCCCUUUGGACUUUCUCCACACAUUUGUCUUAUUACAUAUGGGGUAGAUGACAUUGUUCAGACUACAAUUUAACUGUAAAUAAGAUCUGUAUCUGUAUUGUAAUAUUAAGUAUUGUCUUUUGUACAUAGUCAAAAUUUAUUGAAUUUAUUACCAUCUCACCAAAUUCAUACCAAUAGUGCCUCACAUGUUUAGUCCAAGUGUUGCAUUGCACUCUUUUAAAAUGCAUUUAGUUAAGAUUAGGUGUGGUAUUUUUGUAUCCAGGGGUGGUUUUAUUGCACAAACAUAGUUUAGAUUAAAUUGUUAUUUUGAAGAAAAGUAUGUUUAUAUACACAGACAACAACUACUUUUCAUUUUUAUGUAUGAAAUGAUUUACAUUUGUUUUGAAGCUUUGGAUAUAUAAUCGUUGCAGAAGCAUAUUUACUCAACAUAGAGCAGGGCCCUGUAUAACAUUCUAUCAAGAGUGACAAUGCUAUUAGAGACCAUAAUUGAAAAUAAAAGCAAUGUUUAUGUAAACUACAAACUCUAUUAACAGCUGUUAUUAAUCUUUGAGAGAGAGAAUGUACUUUUUUUAAUUAUUUUUUUUUACAUCCAUUUCAUUACUACAAUUUGUCCCUUUUUACUUCAACACAUUUAAUUUGAAUUCUACUCAAAUGGCAAAGUGGUCGAAAUUGUAAAAUAGAACAGCGUAUGCUGAAGAAUCCAUUCGUAUUUUUUUUAUUAUUGUACAAUCAAGAGAUGUAAUGUAAAGAAACAGAAUAACAGAAGCAAAAUUGUGUUUUUAAUGAAGACAUUGUAUUACAUUCAGGUGGAUCACUCUCUCUCUCUCAAUGUCUCUCAAUGUCUCUCUACUUUUCUCCCUCACUGUCUCACUUAAUGCAAGUCUCUGGUGUUUGGUUAUACUAAAGAAAAUAUAUGACUAUCAUGAAAAAGAGUCACGCUGUAUUACUUUUGCACCUUUAGAGGUAAACAAAUAUCUGCAAUGUUAAUAACAGAGAACGAAAGCUGAAAAUGUCCUCGCUUUUAUUUGAUGGAGUUGGAGUUUUGAAUACUAUUUAGAUCUAUUGUGUUUCGUUCUGCAAAAUAAAUCUAAUAAACGGUUAAGAUACCAA